Molecule: messenger RNA, 4644 nt
Organism: Symbiodinium natans
Lineage: Eukaryota; Dinophyceae; Suessiales; Symbiodiniaceae
Source: the annotation of a GenBank genome assembly
AUGGCUUUGGGUGAUUCUUCCUUCCAGCGAUAUUUGGCAGCACUGAAUGCGGAGUACGAGCGCCUUGCCACUGAGAACAACGAGCUGCGCAGAGAGCUGCACAAGGACCCCCUUUGGAAGCUUCGCCGCUCCAGCACUGACUCAAACCCUCCGCCGCAGCCGAUCCUCGCCUACGCCGCCACGCCCUCCACCUCAGUGCCAGGCGAGUUGCCAGCGGAUCCAUUGUGGCAAAUACGCGGCGAGGAUUGCGAGAUCAUCGAGCCAGUGAAAGCCAUCACUGCAUAUGAGCUGGACGAUUAUGCUGAGAAGCGUGAUAAGAGCCCGAGUGGGAAGUCCGUUCCGCCGGGAAGCCCGAAGAAAAUGUCUGUCAGGGACUACAAGCGGCAGAACUCCAGAUGGAUUGACGACGAGGAAUCGGAAGACAGUCCAACUUUCUUGCUGAUGCUGGAUGUGAUCCCCGCUGUCGUUAUCAUGCUGAGUGCCGCUGUGGCCGGUCUCAGUGCAGACAUACAUCCAGAAAGUCCAAUUUGGCAGGCGUUUGAGAUUUUCUUUACCGUGUUCUUCGUUGGGGAGAUCUGUGUCAAAUUGCGCGUCUUUGGCGUACGUGAGUACUUGGUGGGCAAGGACUGGUACUGGAGCUGGUUCGAUAUCCUCUGCGUGGUUCUGGCGCUCGUGGAUCUUGCUGUCACCUACGGCACAAUGGACAGUGCAGCCUCGGACUCCGGGUCGCUGAGCUCACUGAAGAUGUUGAAGUUAGCACGGCUGGGCCGGAUCAUUCGAUUGCUGAAGUUCAAGAUCUUUCAGGAGCUAAAGCUGAUGAUCCAGGGCGUCUUUACCGGCCUUCGAGUUCUAACUUGGGCCGUGAUCCUCCUCGUCACCAGCAUGUAUCUCCUUGGGGUGAUCACUCGCACUUUCUUUGACCAAUAUGAUGAGUUCUCGACGGUCCCUGCAGCUAUGUUCACGUCCUUCCGCUGUGUCACUGACGGCUGCACAGCCUACGAUGGCACUCCUCUGCAAGAGAAGCUCCGCAGGGACUCGGACAUGGGUGGCGUCCUCAUGAUGAUGUACAUUCUGCUGUUUCUUUUCGUUACGAUUGGAAUCUUCAACCUGAUUAUGGCUGUAUUUAUUGAUAAUGUCACGGAUGGCAGCACCAAGAAGCGGCAGAGGCAGCUGGGUGCGAAUGCACCGAAGACGGAAUGGCUGAUCUCGUCCGUUUUGAGAAACAUCAUUUUGACCAAGAUCUUGCACAAGGAAGCCGAAGAGGAGAUGAUGAACGGUGACUAUCACACUCAUGGCCGCCGUCCAUCGAAAAUCCUCAAGGAGAAGCUCGGGGCGCUGCAAGAGAUGUAUGGAUACAAGCCGCACACCGUUCACGAGUACGAGCAGCUGACAAACAAGAUUCGCAAAGAAAUGGCCACGCGCAAUGUGGUGGUGACGCGUGAGGAGUUCAAUCACUGGCUCUCGGGCGAGAAAGAACUUAUCACAACUCUGGACGACUCUGAGAUCGAUUUGUCAUGCAAAUCCGAUCUUUUUGAUGUCCUGGACGCUGAUUUGAGCGGCGAGCUGGAGUUUGAGGAGAUGAUUGAUGGCUUGCUCAAAUGCCGCGGUCCUGCUUCAAAAACGGACAUCAUUGAACAUGGACUGAUCAGCUAUAAUGUGGCGAGGGACCAUGGUCACAGCCUUGCUGCAGGCACACCCUUCCGUGCACCUAGCGGCGGGGGAGGAGUGGAGCCCAUCCAUACGUAUGUUUCCAUGUGCAGUCCAAAGUCAUCAGGCAAUUGUUCGGAGUCACUUAACCUCUGCCCAUUUGCAAUUCCCAUGCCACCCAGUACUUGUAGGUAUCCGAGCUCCAACGAACAUGAGCGAAGGCUGACAACUAUUUCGCACCGCCACAAUGCCGUUCAGCUUGUCAUGUCUCAGCCCGACGACGUCGGCUCGCUUGCAAUUGUCGUUAGAGGUGCCUUCUGCAAGUCGCACGACAGCGGGGCUGGCAACCGUGCCCAGAACAAAAGUCAGAGCCAUCCAGUUUUGCUUAAGGCGGUGCAGCUGCUGGCCGAUCUGGGGGAAGAUCGACUGGAGACCAACAUCAUCAUGCAAAGCGCAGCGAUUACUGCGUGCGAGAAAGGCGGGGCCUGGCAGACUGCAUUGCGUUUGCUUCGAGACCUGAAUCAAACCCGAAUCUCACCCGAUGUGAUCAUGUACAACGCAACGAUGAGCGCGUGCGAGAAAGGUGAGCAAUGGGCGCAGGCGCUGUCGCUGCUGUUGGAUCUGCGCGUGUCUCAGCUGGAAGCAGACGUGAUCUCUUACAACUCUGUGAUCAGUGCUUGUGGGAAGGGUGAGAAUUGGCAGAAGGCUGUCGGGCUGCUCCGUGACCUCCAGCAACUGCGGUUGCAGGCUACCAUCAUCACCUACAACGCUGUCAUCAGUGCCUUUGGACAAGGACAUGAAUGGCAAAGGGCCGUAGGCUUGCUGCAAGAUCUGCAGGAGCAGAGGCUUGAAGCCAGCAUCGUGACCUUCAGUGCCGUCAUCUCUGCUUGUGAAGAAGGUGGACAGUGGGCGCAUGCUUUGCAAGUUCUCGAAGACGUGGGCAGCUCCAGGCUUGAAGCCAAUAUCGUAGCCUACAACGCAGCUGUGAGCGCCUGUGGGAUAGCAGGCCAGUGGGAGCAAUCCCUGGCCUUUCUGGACCUCUUGCCGAAGCGGUCCUUGCAACCAGACAUCUACACCUACUCGGCCGCAAUCAGCGCCUUCGGUGAUGGCGAGCGGUGGGAUCCGCAGUGGGAACAGGCACUUCACCUUCUUGAUGAACUGCGCCUGGCAAAGUUGCUACCAAACAUCGUGACCUUCGGCGCCGCCAUCACGGCGUGCGAGAAAGGCGGCCAAUGGCAAGCUGCACUGUGCUUGUUGGAGGACCUGGCUUCUCAUCGCAUCCCGCUCAACACUUUGACAUGCAACGCAGCGAUCUCUGCCUGCGAAAAGGGCAGGCAGUGGCAGCUCGCGCUGGGGCUCCUGCACGACAUACAUCAACGUGGCUACCAAGCGGAUGUGAUUUCUUUCAGUGCGGUCAUCAGGGCCAUCAGGGCUUGCGAAGACGAAACGCUGUGGGGGCAAGCCCUCUGCCUCUUCGAGGAGAUGAGGCGACAGCAACUGCCAGCCAACUCCAUCACUUUCUAUGAGACCAUCGGUGCUUGCGUGAAGAGUCUGCAGUUCGGUCAGGCUGUACGCUUGCUUGAAGAUGGCCAAUUCUAUGCAUUGGCACUGCCGCUCAAGUCGGGAGGCAAAAAUGAGCCCGGGGAGGCACAGUAUGAUGAUCAGUUUGCGGCGCAGUUUCCACCCAGCAGCAUGCAGUUCUGGUUGAUCCGCACUGAUUAUCAACUGUUCAUGUGCAACCUGGCCUUGACAAGCCCCCUGUGGAAGGGAGCCUUGAAGGCCAGUCUCUUGACUUCCAGCGGCUUUGAGGGCCAGCAGGGCGAGUCUUCUGAAGCGGGUGAGUGCCCAGGACACAUUUGCAGCGACGGCUGGGUGCCGAAGACGGACCACCAUGAACUGCAAGGCUCCAACGAUCCCCAGUGCUGCGUAAAGACAUGCGCCCUCUGGACCUGCAGUGCCGGCUACGUUGCCGACGCCAGAUAUGCCGGGAAUGUAGGCAGCUCGAACGAGCAAUGCUGCGACAAGACGUGCAAAGGCUUUUCCUGCCCAGCCCACUUCAAGGUGCCCAUCGAGAAGUCUCAAGAAGCUGGCAUUACGACGGAGGAAUGUUGCGCGCCAACCUGCUUCAACGUUACCUGCAUGCCGAACUACGUUAAGGUCAAGGCAAACGUAGACAAGCUCUUCCCCAAAGAUGAAGAGCAAAGCUUCUGUUGCGAGGCAACCUGCGCGACACACACCUGCGAUGAGUCGCAAGGAAUGGCGGUGGAUCCAAAGAAACUGCACCUCACCGACGUCAGUGACGAGAAAUGCUGCAGCGCGACCUGUGCAGCCUUCACGUGCCCGGAGGGCUACGCAGUGCCCUCUGCCAAGGAGAAGGUGGUGGGCAACAGCCAAGAAGAGUGUUGUCAGCCGCUCUGCAGUGCCCACAAGUGCAGCGCCGGUUGGAAGCCUGACCCUGUCAAGGUGACGGCACUCAAGCACUCCGACGAGGCAUGCUGCCAGAAAACAUGUUCGAAGUACGAGUGCGGCGAGGGCUGGACAAAGAAAGCAGGUACGGAUGACUUCGUUGGCGUUGAUGAUGAGACCUGCUGUGUCAAGACAUGCUCUCAGUACCAGGACAAGUGCACAGGUGACUAUGCACCCAAUCCGGACGUGAACAAGACGGCCGGCAGCACUGCGGAGAUUUGCUGCAAGAAAACUUGUGGACUCUACUCCUGCAGCACUGGCAAGCUCAAGCCAAAUGCCCAGGAGAUCAUUGAUGCAACUGAUGGCGCUUGCUGCGAGCAUGCUGCAUGCUCUGACUUCCGCAAGAAGACUCUGGUCGAGGGAGGCUGCAACCAGUUGGACACGGAGGAGAAGUGCGCAGCGAGCAAGUUGGCGCUGAAGAACGUCGACACCAACAAAACAGAUGAGCUGGCGUGCUAUUGGAAGGCCCUGUCGCGCAAGACGGCGCUGUGUAUGGUCGGCCCAGCAAAGCCUUCGAGCUGCAGUGAUUGA